GGUGGACAAGAAAUGCGGCACACGGAUCCUGCAGCGCAAAUACCAGUCCUAGGCAUGGAAAUGGGUUCCACCGGGAGGCACUGAAACUUCUGCACACAGUAAAGCUGAUGCAGCAGACACACAUCGAACAGCUGUUACGAAUUCUUGAAAACCUCAGCAGCAGGAAUGGUGCCACUGAAUUGCCGAUGUCAGACUUCAUUGAUGAGCCAUUCAAAACUAUUGAAGAUUUCGUUGCUUUUGAAGAGGAACUGAAAAGGUCAUCUGAGAAGAGAAAACAACUCAGGCUGUACAUGAAGUAUGUAGGCGGCACGAAUGUCGGAGAACGUACGAUGAGGAUCUUGUCACGGCUGCUUUCGUCUGUUGUGGGUAAAGAAUUCAGCCUCCACGGAGCCAAAGGAAAACGGAAAUUCAAUGACCUCCAAAUGUGGAAGCUGAUGUGCGGUUGCUUGGCACCUGAAACCGCGGAAAAAGCUCGCAACGAAGGGACCCUGAAGGAAGUAGAGAAAGCUGCUCAGUCCUGGCUGCGUCAUGCCCCAGAAUCAUACAGGAAACAGCAGGCUAGAGAAAACAUAGAAAAUGAAGAUCAUCUGUGAUACUUCCAGUGGGACAACAUCCAGUCAGAGCCACACUGCUCUAACCUGAUUCAAGCUUCAAAAAAGUAACUUGUGGAUUAUACAAGAAUGAAACCGGUGGGACCUGGUUGGCUGUCGGCGUGUUUUUGCAUUCCGUCUAAUUAUCUAAUUAGUCAAAAUUAUUAAUACAUUUUUAAAGGUGCAUUUAAGCGACUUGGUUGCACUUACAAAGGUACUUGUAGGUCGCCUCUCUGAACAUCUGAUUCAGAUGCUUCGAACACACUUCCUGUUGGCGCCGCCUUUUAUUUCUAUGUUAAACAAGAAAGUCCGCAAAACAGAGAAGUAGCACAUUACAACGCACCUACUUUUGGGACAGUUACUUUCAAACACACUGUGACUGAUGUUUUUACCACUAUCACAAACCUCCACAGGCUCCUGCUUGCAUCAUCACACAUAAAAAGCCGCUGAUGAGAUGCAGUUCAGCUGCCAUCCAUGUUGGUGCCUUGACACUUGAACAAGGCUGCCAGGCAAGCCAAGGGCCGAAAUUUGUACACACGCUUGGGCGUUUUCGGAGACAACCUGCAGCUUUGUAAUUACAACACACUCUUAACAGUUCAUUAUUUUACUUAAUUGGCUAAUUAGGCAGAAUACGAAAAGUACGCCUACGUGCGCAACACUGUUGCCGAACAAAUUCUGUUGGCUUCAUUCUUGUAUUAUGCACACUCUUUUUAAGUUACACUGUGAUGAAGACAUGUUCAGGCAGAGCAUUUUGACAGUUGUGUGCUACCACAUGCAUGGUUUAGAGGGGAGUUCUUAUGCGUCAUUGUUAAGGUGUACGCUUGCAUCUCAACUACCAAGGUCACAAUGUUGUAGUUGUAAGGCAUGUUACGUGUGAGGGGUGCAUAACAAAAGGUCAACCUGGUAACAUAUACUUCCAUGUAUCAACACCGUGUCAACGCCACUGAGAGGCAACUUAACUUUCUUCAUGGCAGAUACGUUACUUGAAGCAAGAACAAAAGCAAAGCCAACAUGAGAUAGUGGAUACGAGUGGGUGAGAUUUAACAAAGGUCACAUGAAUAGAUUAGCUGCAAUCACUGCCAGUGGUAUUGACAGCGUGGUAGUUAAAGAGAAAAGCAAUUACUGGUAAUUUUCUACAGACCUGGAAUAUACACGUUCUGUCUGGUGCAUCGGAAUUGCAAAAAUUGUAUUGUAACCGAGAGGUUCACCAUCUCAUUAAAGCAGAUUCAGUUGAUACUUAGGUAGUGCACAAAGACGCAUCACACCAUACAUAAUGAUGCUGGCAAUCACAAGUUAUGAUUUUAUGGGGGUGGACUUAAAGUUGCUGAAAGUCAUUUUGUCCUCUUUUAAAUACUAGCAUUGUGAUUUCUUUUUUUACCCGUCUACAUCAAGCUUGCACUGUGAUACCACGUUUAUGACAUAGUUUUAUUUGUUUUGUGCGCUGCCAGCAUGGGUAGUUUCUCUUAUGAGGUUAUAUACAACAAGUUCAUUUUUGCUUCUGAGCAUCCAGCAUGGGCCAUCAAUGUAGAUUACUUUGUGGCAUCCUCUGUUUUCUCUUAUAUUUGUGUCUGCUGUUUGUUGGCUCAAGUAGCGACCUACAAGCUUUUUUUAUAGUACAAAAUAUUUUGGUAUUGUGUUCAAAGCGAUCAGUCGUUUGGGUGCUCAUGAAUACGUUCUCCAUGCGAGAGGUGUUGCCAAUAUGUUUUGAAGUAUCUUGAACUAGUCUGAUGUUUAUCCAUGUACAUUGCUGGUACAAAAGUGUGUCCACUGCUAGAAAAGUCUUCUGUCAUUCCAGUGAUAUUGUUUAACAAGUGCAAUUUUUGUAUUUGAAAGUAGUUUCAUUUAUGGAGUAAAGUCAUGCUGCAACUAGUCUAAUAAAUUACAUUAUUUUUA
Messenger RNA from Ornithodoros turicata, 2483 nucleotides. RefSeq lists its product as uncharacterized. The record is from RefSeq and is a predicted model, not a curated record. Bases 108 to 593 code for a protein of 161 amino acids. The transcript has 4 exons. NCBI's taxonomy places the organism in Eukaryota, Metazoa, Arthropoda, Arachnida, Ixodida, Argasidae.